Messenger RNA from Staurois parvus, 285 nucleotides. The record is from the annotation of a GenBank genome assembly. Lineage: Eukaryota; Metazoa; Chordata; Amphibia; Anura; Ranidae.
CUAGUGGGCGCACUGCUGGGCGGAACUUGCGGGUGUCACUGCUGGGCACCGAUCAUCAGGGCACUGAUCAUCAGUGCCCUGAUAAUCGGUGCCGAUCCCCGCUCUGACAACUGCCGGGCACUGAUGAUCAGUGCCCUGAUGAUCGGUGCCCAGCAGUGCCACCCGCAAGUUCCACCCAGUAGUGCGCCCACUAGCUCCACCCACCUGUGCCCAGCAGUGCACCCACCUGUGCCACUCUGCAGUGCCACCUACCUGUGCCCAGAAGUGCCACCUACAUGUGUUCCC